Messenger RNA from Peromyscus eremicus (cactus mouse), 1680 nucleotides. RefSeq names its product potassium voltage-gated channel modifier subfamily V member 2 (gene Kcnv2). The transcript has 2 exons. The coding region runs from base 1 to 1680 and encodes 559 amino acids. Gene Ontology annotation, cellular component: voltage-gated potassium channel complex; membrane. The record is from RefSeq and is a predicted model, not a curated record. Gene Ontology annotation, biological process: potassium ion transmembrane transport; protein homooligomerization. Gene Ontology annotation, molecular function: voltage-gated potassium channel activity. NCBI's taxonomy places the organism in Eukaryota, Metazoa, Chordata, Mammalia, Rodentia, Cricetidae.
AUGCUGAAACAGAGCAACGAGAGGAGACCGUCCCUGAGCUACAAGCCCUGGACUAUUCCCGAGACCGAGGAGGUGCCCAGCACCAGGAGCAACCAACAUCGCAGGAGCAUCUGCUCCUUGGGAGCCCGUACUGGCUCUCAGGCCAGCAUCACACCACCGUGGACCUACAAUUACUACAUUGAGGAAGAUGAGGACGGCGGGGAGGAGGAAGAGGACUGGAAGGAUGACCUUGCGGAGGAGAACCAGCAGCCGGAGUGCCCCACAGCCCCUCUGGAUGGCCAUACUGACACUCCAGCCCAGCUCUCCACGCUGAAAGUGAACGUAGGCGGCCACAGCUACCAGCUGGAAUGCUGCGAGCUAGCCAACUACCCCAAAACGCGUCUGGGCCGUCUGGCCACCUCCACCAGCCGCAGCUGCCAGCUGGGCCUGUGCGACGAUUACGAGGCACAGACAGACGAGUACUUCUUUGACCGUGACCCCGCGGUCUUCCAGCUCAUCUAUAAUUUCUACAUAUCCGGGGUGCUGCUGGUGAGAGAUGAGCUGUGUCCCCGCAGCUUCCUGGAGGAGCUAGGCUACUGGGGCGUGAGGCUCAAGUACACACCACGCUGUUGUCGCAUCUGCUUUGAGGAGCGGAGGGACGAACUGAGCGAGCAGCUCAAGAUCCAGCGGGAGCUGCGUGCACAGGCACAGGCCGAGGAGGCCGAGGAGCUCUUCCAGGACAUGCGCUUCUACGGGCCGCAGCGUCGCCGCCUCUGGAACCUCAUGGAGAAGCCCUUUUCCUCCGUGGCCGCCAAGGCCAUGGGGGUGGCCUCCAACCUCUUCGUGCUCAUCUCUGUGGUGGCCCUGGCGCUCAACACGGUGGAGGAGAUGCAGCACCAGGCUGAGCAGGGCACGGGUGGUGGGGACCCGAGGCCCAUCCUGGAGCACGUGGAGAUGCUGUGUGUGGCUUUCUUCACCCUGGAGUUCCUGCUGCGCCUCGCCUCCACCCCCAACCUGCGACGCUUCGCGCGCAGCGCCCUCAACCUGGUGGACCUGGUGGCCAUUCUGCCCUUCUACCUGCAGCUGCUGCUUGAGUGCUUCACGAGCGAGGACCAGAGGGGUGGCAAGGGUUCCCCGAUGGAACAUGACCUGGAGACCGUGGGGCGCGUGGGCAAGGUGGGCCAGGUGCUGCGCAUCAUGCGCCUCAUGCGCAUCUUUCGCAUCCUCAAGCUGGCACGCCACUCCACCGGGCUGCGUGCCUUUGGCUUCACACUGCGCCAGUGCUACCAGCAGGUGGGCUGCCUGAUGCUCUUCAUCACUAUGGGUAUCUUCUCCUUCUCUGCAGCUGUCUACUCGGUAGAGCACGAUGUGCCUGGCACCAACUUCACCAGCAUCCUCCAUGCCUGGUGGUGGGCCGCGGUCAGCAUUUCCACUGUGGGCUAUGGAGACAUGUACCCAGAGACCCACCUGGGCAGGCUUUUUGCCUUCCUCUGCAUCGCUUUCGGGAUUAUUCUCAAUGGGAUGCCCAUUUCCAUCCUCUACAACAAGUUCUCUGAUUACUACAGCAAGCUCAAAGCCUACGAGUACACCGCCAUCCGUAGGGAGCGGGGAAAGGUGAACUUUAUGAAGAGAGCCACCAAGAAGAUGGCUGAAUGUUUAUCUGGAAGCAACACACAGCCCACCACAAGGCAUGAGAAUUAA